UGCGCGUCCUUCUUCGACCACGAAAAAUAAAAAUAAGAAAAAACAAACGAAAAAAGGAAGUUUGACGCAGCGACCAGAUCCGGAUUGAGAAGAUUUUCCACUUCGAAGUCAGUCUUCUUCUUCUUCAGUAGUAUCGGGCUUCUUAGGGCUCCGAUCUGCUUCAUCAGUUUGAUUUUUUUUCCUGAGAGAGAAGAGCAAGAAUGUCGAACCAGAUCAGAUCAUCUUCGUCUCUGAUCCAACGACUCAAACAGGGGAUGAUAAACCCGGCGUUGCAUACGCAGACCAGAUGGUUCACUCCGAUCGAGGGCCAUAGACCUACCAUUGUUCACAAGCGCAGCCUCGAUAUACUCCACGAUCCUUGGUUUAAUAAGGGAACAGCAUUUUCCAUGACGGAACGGGAUCGUCUCGAUCUUCGGGGACUUCUUCCUCCAAAUGUCAUGUCUUCAGAACAACAAAUUGAACGCUUCAUGGUUGACCUGAAGAGGCUUGAAGUUCAAGCAAGAGAUGGACCAUCUGAUCCAAAUGCAUUGGCUAAGUGGCGAAUACUUAAUCGGUUGCAUGAUCGGAAUGAGACAAUGUACUAUAAGGUUCUUAUUGCUAACAUUGAGGAAUAUGCACCCGUCGUGUAUACUCCGACUGUUGGUCUUGUCUGCCAGAACUAUGGCGGGUUGUUUAGAAGGCCUAGGGGUAUGUAUUUCAGUGCUGAAGAUCGUGGAGAGAUGAUGUCUAUGGUUUAUAACUGGCCGGCUGAGCAGGUUGAUAUGAUUGUCGUGACGGAUGGGAGCAGAAUAUUGGGUCUUGGAGAUCUUGGAGUUCAGGGAAUGGGAAUUGGAGUUGGAAAGCUAGAUUUAUAUGUUGCUGCUGCUGGAAUAAAUCCUCAAAGGGUUCUUCCUGUCAUGAUUGAUGUUGGGACAAACAAUGAGAAGCUUCUGAAAGACCCUUUGUAUUUGGGAUUGCAAGAACACCGCCUUGAUGGCGAUGAGUAUGUUGCGGUCAUUGAUGAGUUCAUGGAGGCAGUAUUUACUCGUUGGCCGAAUGUGAUUGUGCAGUUUGAAGAUUUCCAAAGCAAAUGGGCCUUUAAGUUGUUGCAACGGUAUAGAAAUACCUAUCGAAUGUUUAACGAUGAUGUCCAGGGUACAGCAGGAGUCGCGCUUGCUGGUCUUCUAGGUGCUGUAAGAGCACAAGGAAGGCCGAUGAUUGAUUUUCCAAAACAAAAGAUUGUUGUUGCUGGUGCUGGAAGUGCAGGAAUUGGAGUUCUCAAUGCUGCUAGGAAAACCAUGGCAAGGAUGUUGGGAAAUAAUGAGUCUGCUUUUAAUAGUGCAACGAGUCAAUUCUGGGUAGUUGAUGCUGAGGGUCUCAUCACACAGUCACGCGAAAAUAUUGAUGCAGAUGCACUUCCAUUUGCCAAGAAAGUCAAAGAAUCUGACCGGCAAGGCCUCAGAGAAGGCGCAAGUCUUGUGGAAGUGGUACGGCAAGUGAAGCCCGAUGUGCUUCUUGGAUUAUCAGCUGUUGGUGGACUGUUCUCUGAAGAGGUAUUGGAGGCCCUCAAAGGUUCAACUUCUACUAGACCUGCCAUCUUUGCAAUGUCAAAUCCUACAAAAAAUGCGGAAUGCACCCCUGGAGAAGCAUUUUCCAUUGUGGGUGAUAAUGUUAUAUUUGCUAGUGGAAGCCCAUUCAAAGAUGUGGAUCUUGGAAAUGGACAUAUUGGCCACAGCAAUCAGGGAAACAACAUGUAUCUCUUUCCAGGUAUUGGACUUGGUACUCUUCUUUCUGGCUCUAGGAUCAUCUCCGAUGGCAUGCUACAGGCUGCAGCAGAGUGCUUAGCUGCAUACAUGACUGAAGACGAGGUUGUCAGGGGAAUCAUAUAUCCUUCAAUAUCUCGUAUACGGGAUAUAACAAAGGAGGUAGCUGCUGCUGUGGUGAAAGAAGCAAUAGAAGAGGACCUAGCGGAAGGAUAUCGCGACAUGGAUGCUCGCGAGCUUCGGAAACUUAAUCGGGAGGAACUUCUAAAUUAUGUCAAGGACAACAUGUGGAGUCCAGAAUACCCCACAUUAGUUUACAAGAAUGAUUGAAACUUCAUCCUCCCUGAAACAAAAAUGAAAAGCUUCCAUCAAUUCGUCCUGCGUUGCAAGGCGUGAUCAAAGAGCAAUGCCAAAUGCAACUCUUGAAGGUUGUUUUUUGUCCGGACCAUGAUAAAAGUACAUGUGGGAAUUUAGUGUAUCUUUAUUUUGAGGAUUAUUUGUUUCCUGGUCACUCUCCGUGGUAAAAGUGAUCUCUUAUUAUAUUUUGUCCAAAGCCUAACAAUUUUUCCUUGUAUUCUAAGAUUGUUGUAAAGCUUCCUGGAUUUUCUUUUCUUUUCUGGAUAUCACUGUAAUAACAACAAUAAAGCAUGCCCUGGAACUUCACUGUUAUUGCUAUGUAACUAUGUAAGUGAAAUUCAGAACAGAUUAAAGCCAAGCUAAAAGUAUUUGGGCCUUUUAUUUUA
This is a messenger RNA of Tripterygium wilfordii, 2485 nucleotides long. Its product is annotated as NAD-dependent malic enzyme 62 kDa isoform, mitochondrial. The record is from RefSeq and is a predicted model, not a curated record. Gene Ontology annotation, biological process: pyruvate metabolic process; malate metabolic process. NCBI's taxonomy places the organism in Eukaryota, Viridiplantae, Streptophyta, Magnoliopsida, Celastrales, Celastraceae. The transcript has 19 exons. Bases 201 to 2072 code for a protein of 623 amino acids. Gene Ontology annotation, molecular function: malate dehydrogenase (decarboxylating) (NAD+) activity; NAD binding. Gene Ontology annotation, cellular component: mitochondrion.